Xiphophorus hellerii (green swordtail) is the source of this 2986-nucleotide messenger RNA. Its product is annotated as zinc finger protein with KRAB and SCAN domains 3-like. Gene Ontology annotation, biological process: regulation of gene expression. Bases 268 to 1716 code for a protein of 482 amino acids. The transcript has 4 exons. Gene Ontology annotation, cellular component: nucleus. The record is from RefSeq and is a predicted model, not a curated record. Lineage: Eukaryota; Metazoa; Chordata; Actinopteri; Cyprinodontiformes; Poeciliidae.
GUAAAUUUUUGUCAGAAAUUUACGCUUUUUAUCUUCAAUGUCUCUAAUACGUAGUCGUACUAUUGUAUAUAUUCAGUUGUCAGUUAAUUUGUGACGCAUUCCUGUUUUUUUCCCUUCUAACGUCUCAUGUCUGCGCAUGCGCUCCUUGCCGGGAAUCGGAACAAGACAGUUUAAAAACAGCAGACACUUUAACUGGAAGAAGGAGACUGGGUUUUCUCUCUCUCUCUGUAUGAGUCCGUCCAGACGGCACCAGGAAGACCGCUGGGGAUGAUGGAGGACUGUCUGGGCUUCCAGGCGCAAAUCGCCUCGGUAAUAGAGAUUCUGGCCAAUUCGGCGGUGGUGGAAAUCUGCAAACUGGUGGACGCUGGCUAUGCGGCUCUGCGCUCCCAGAUGGACCUGGAGCUCGACAAGAGCCAGAAGGAGAACGAUGCCCUGCGGCAGAGGCUGCAGGAAAUGGACGUGAAGGUGAGGAGCUGCGAGAAGAGGCUGAGGAGGAGCCGCCAGCGGGAGGAAAUGUACGCCGUCCAUUUGAAGCCUGGCGAAGUUUCUGGCAACCAUCAGCUUCUGUUGGCACCUCUUCCUGCAGCACCUGAAGACGUAACAUUUCAUCAUGUUUCACAGCAAGAAGAAACUAAGCUAGCCUUGCAAAAACAAGUGAAAAAGGAGCGAGAAAGCUGCAGCCUGGAUGUGAAGGUGGAGGUCAACAUCAGCACUGACUGUGGCGACCUUUCUUCUGCCCGGGAUCAGAGUGAAGAAUCUCCUCCUGCUGAUAUUGUCAUUGACACCAGUACCAGCACCUUACUGUCCUCCUCGCAGUCUUCUCCGUCUCCCACUGACGCCACAAUAGAUCUGACCUUCAGGCCUCGAGCAAAACGGAAGGCCAUGAAACCUUUGAGCAGCAGUUUUCCCGCCGGCAGUGUUGGCGUUCAAAGCCCCGUUAGCAGGGAGUUUACCGAGUGCCUUCCAGGAAGCAAAAUAAAGCCAGAGGAAACUACAGAUGACAGCCUUCAUCCUUCUAAUCUGGCAGCUGCUGUGAAAUCAGAAGAACAAGGCGCUGACCUUAACCUGGACCUGGAUCUGGCCUGGAUGCAGGAGCGGGUCAGCCAUCUUGGUGCAGCUUACGCAGUUGCACAGCUGGGUUUGGGGAACACAAACUCUGGACAUGCUUCGUCUUCCUUUCCUUCGCAGGGAGAGGCAGACGCUCUUGACGGUCCAAUGGCCGUCACUCGUGAAGUGGCUGCUUUUGCGCCAUCUUUUGACAUGGCUGGUGUCAUCGCUGCUCCACAUCCUCCUCCGCCCUCCCACUGCACAGGUUCUGCAGCUAAGACACCUAGUCAGCGGCGGCCGCCCAGGAACGGCGCUGCGUUUAAUAAUGAGCUGCUGGUGUGCACGGUGUGCCGGCUCGUCUUCCCAAACACUGCAGCCCUGGAGCAGCACCAGCAGAUUCACACGGGGGAGAGACCGUACACCUGCCCCCACUGUGGGAAAGGGUUCGCCCAGCCUAACAACCUGAGGGUCCACCUUCUUGUCCACACCGGUGAGAGACGCUACCGCUGUACGCUGUGUGGGAAAAGCUUCAUCUCUUCAAGUCACCUAAAGAGGCACCGAACAGUUCACACGCAGGAGAAACCCUACAGCUGCUCCCGCUGUGGACAGUCCUUUAGCCAGAUGUGUAGCGUUCGGAGACACCGGCAGCAGUCCCAGUGUGGCAUGUAGAUGGUGUUUAAUCUUCUCUUAAGCCAGACUAAAGAUUCAGUCUUCUGUGUAUCUGUGUGUGUUAAUCGAUCUUCUGCUUGAACAAAGGACAUUAGACUUAACUCUGUCUGCUAGUUCAUGACUGGUGGGUUUGUUGUUUUCAAUGGUGUUGUCAAAGCUGUCUUAAUGCGAAUUAUUCUAGUCUCCAAAACAUUUCCCUGUUCAUACUUCUAAAUGGACAAAGUGAAAAAUUACCUUUUCUUUGUUACCCAAGUAGGUUCCAAACUGUGAGGCACCGUUUGUAAAGUUACACAGUCAAAAAUCAAGAGCGAUAAUUUCAGUUAAUUAGCCUGUCAUCAGAGGAAAGAAUUGGGAGUUCAUUUUUCAAAGUCACAUUUUCACCACCUUGCUCGUUCAUUUAUAAGUGUCAGAAUUUGAAACUAAAUAUUUAAUUAGCAAGCUAAAUAUUUUAUAUCAGACUAAAAAUUUUGUUAGCAAAACACUUAGCAUCAAACCAAACAUUUAAUUAGCAACCUAAAUGUUUAGCUUCAAACUAAAUAAACUAGUUUAGUUUAUUUCAAACUAAGUUGAGCUUCAAUCUAAACUAAAUAUUUAGUUUGAAGCUACGCAUUUAGUUAGCAAGCUAAAUAUUUAGCUCCAAACUAAAUAUUUAGCUUAGCUAAAUAUGUAGUUUACAAACUAAAUAUCUAUCUCUAAAUAUUUAAUUAGCAAAAUAAUUAGCUGACAGCUAAGCAUUUACCUUACAGCUAAAUAUUUAACUUUAAACUCAAUACUUUCAAUACUUAGCUAUGACCUAAAUAUUUAGGAUAAAGCUAAAUAUUUAGUUAGCAAACUAAUUACUAUGCUUGCUAACUGGCAUGUGAAUUUGCUCUAUACUGGAAAUUCACAUGUGAAUCUCGACUAUUGGCAUGUGAAUAUUAGCUUUAUAUUUAUCUCUGAAGUAAAUGGUAAAUGUUUAACUUUAAACUAAAUAGUUAGCUCACUAUUUUUAGUGUGAAGCUAAAUAUUUAGUUCUUAUGCUAAAUAUCUGCUGACUAAAGAUUUAGGUUGAAAUUCUGAUACUUAAAAAUAAAUGAAUAUCAUUGUGAUAAUAUGACUUUAAAAGAAUGAACCCUCAUUUUUCCCUUUCAUGACAGGCUAAAUAACCUAAAUUAUUGCUGCUAACGUUUGACUGUAACUUUACAAACGGUCCCCAUUGCCUAACUGGAAAAAUGAUCACAAACUACAUAAAUGACAACCACAAUAAAACGUGUGAAGUUCUCCCAAUGUU